Messenger RNA from Mastomys coucha (southern multimammate mouse), 1188 nucleotides. RefSeq names its product calcium-activated chloride channel regulator 3A-1-like. The record is from RefSeq and is a predicted model, not a curated record. The transcript is spliced from 6 exons. Lineage: Eukaryota; Metazoa; Chordata; Mammalia; Rodentia; Muridae. Bases 19 to 1014 code for a protein of 331 amino acids.
ACUAGAGCAUGAGCAGUCAUGGUGCCAAGACUGAAGGUCCUUCUGUUCCUCACCCUGCAUCUCCUGCAGGCCGUCAAAGGCUCCAUGGUCCAUCUCAACAACAAUGGAUAUGAGGGUGUGGUCAUUGCAAUUAACCCCAGUGUGCCAGAGGAUGAAAGGCUUAUCCCAAGCAUAAAGGAAAUGGUAACUCAAGCCUCCACCUACCUGUUUGAAGCCAGCCAACGAAGAUUUUAUUUCAGGAACAUAAGCAUUCUAGUCCCGAUGACCUGGAAGUCAAAAUCUGAGUACUUACUACCAAAACGAGAGUCAUAUGACAAAGCAGACGUCAUAGUUGCUGAUCCUUAUCUGAAAUAUGGAGAUGAUCCCUACACCCUUCAAUACGGACAGUGUGGGGACAAAGGACAGUACAUACAUUUCACUCCAAACUUCCUACUCACUGAUAACUUGCGGAUCUACGGACCCCGAGGCAGAGUCUUUGUCCAUGAGUGGGCCCAUCUCCGGUGGGGAGUAUUUGAUGAGUAUAACAUGGACCGGCCUUUCUACAUGUCUGAAAAGAACGUUGUCGAAGCAACAAGGUGUUCCACCGGCAUCACUGGCACCAAUGUGGUCCACAAGUGUCAAGGUGGCAGCUGUGUGACAAGGGCGUGCCGGCGUGACUCGAAGACAGGGUUGUAUGAAACCAAAUGUACAUUUAUCCCAGACAAACUUCAGACUGCCGGGGCCUCCAUCAUGUUCAUGCAAAAUCUCAAUUCUGUGGUUGAAUUUUGCACAGAAAAAAAACACAAUACAGAAGCCCCAAACCUACAAAACAAAAUGUGCAGUCACAGAAGCACGUGGGACAUAAUCAAGGAGUCUGCUGACUUUCAGAAUGCCCCGCCCAGGACAGGAACGGAAGCCCCUCCUCCACCUACAUUUUCAUUGCUGCAGUCCAGACAGCGAGUGGUCUGCUUGGUGCUGGAUAAAUCCGGAAGCAUGGACUCAGUAAGACACUAUAUGCUGGAUGUCUUAAAUUGAGUAUUUAAGCUAAAUAUAGAACUACGAUUAAUUCUAAGGUUUAGUACGAGUGAACAUAUACAUCUAUAUAUUCAUAAUCAAAUAUAUGUGUGUAUAUGUAUAUAUAUUCAUGAUCAGAAAAAUAUCUACCCAACAAUUUUAUGUAAAUAAAUACUUAGAAUAAAUUUUAAAAAA